AUGCCGACAAUUACAAGCCUGUUAAACGGCAAACAGCAUGGGGAUCACAAAAUCUGGAAGCGAAAGUUGUGUUCGCCGUGUUACGUACGUCGUGGGUUUCAGGAAAAAGUCCCGCGUUAUAAAAACGUACAGUUUGAUGGAUGCCAUUUUAGAAUUUUUUUAAUCGCGAGAUUCAACACAUCCAUGGAAAGCAGGUUUAACCCAACCUUCCAAACCUUAACGUCACUUAACAACAAAAAUUCAAUCACAUCUGCUGCCUCAGACGGAGACGUUCAGCCAAAUAUUAAAAAAAUGACCGUGUGCAUAAUUGUGGAUCGUUCCCGGCAGAACAGCGGGACAGGAGUAUCUCUGCAAUCGCUCUCAACCUCUAGUGCAAGGCCAGUUGAUCCCGGAAGAUGUAUGGAGGGAGAUGAAGAGAAAGGUUGCUGGCGAAAUCCCAAAGCACUGACCUUAGCAACAAGUAUGUGCGCGUGCGCUUCAUUUUCAUUUCUUUGCGUUGCCGUGGCAACGGAUUACUGGCUGUACGCCGAGGACAGGAUCGAAUUCACCAACCAGACCGGGUACUACGUCAAAACGUACAAUGGACUCUGGAGGAAGUGUACACUCGAUGUUAAGAAGAGUCCAGAGAGAAACUGCAGUUACAUUCCAUAUUUGAGGUACAUGGAACGAGAAGACUUGAAACCAUCAGAAUCAGUGCUUCGCCAGUUGUCACUCCGUAGGGCUUCUAUGUUUCCCAUCGCCAGCCUCAUCAUCCUGCUGGUCGGUGAGGUGGCCUGCUUCAUCGGGCAGUGCACCCGACGGAACGUCCUCACAUUUAUAUCAGGGAUACUAUUCGUUAUCGGAGGUCUCUGUACGCUGAUUGGAGUGAUCGUCUUCAUUAGCGCCGUGACCGAGGAAGCGAGCAGCAGUCGGCCCAAGUCGACCCUG
Helobdella robusta is the source of this 927-nucleotide messenger RNA. RefSeq lists its product as hypothetical. Lineage: Eukaryota; Metazoa; Annelida; Clitellata; Rhynchobdellida; Glossiphoniidae. Gene Ontology annotation, cellular component: AMPA glutamate receptor complex; postsynaptic density membrane. The record is from RefSeq and is a predicted model, not a curated record. The annotation marks the transcript as partial. Gene Ontology annotation, biological process: calcium ion transport; regulation of AMPA receptor activity; postsynaptic neurotransmitter receptor diffusion trapping. The transcript has 6 exons. Gene Ontology annotation, molecular function: voltage-gated calcium channel activity; channel regulator activity.